UAUAAGCCCCUACAAAUUCCUUGAAUAGGUCACAAAUCUGCCAGCCUCACACAUCAUAACUUCAACAAGUCUCUUCCCUCUGGUGACCAACCAUCUGCACCAUGGCUGCUGCUAGGUGGCUGCUGGGUCUGCUGGUGGUGCUGCUGGUUGCGGCGCGGCUGGCUCAGGCACAGGACAGGAUUAAGAUGUGCGGGCGAGAGCUGAUCCGUCUGGCCGUCUCAUCCUGUGGGAACUCUCGGCUGAGGAGAAGCAUCCUGGACUCAGAACUGAGCCAACAGCAGCUCGCCGCUGGCUGGGACCAGGAUGCCUCCACUGAGGAGGACCAGACUUCAGAGACACUCCAAAUUCCCUUCUCCUCUUUGGCACCUCAUUGGCACCCCCUGACCUUUCGAAUCAGACGAUCCGCUGGAAAAAUAUCUGACAUUUGCUGUGAGAAAGGAUGCAGCAUGAAAGAGCUGAUUCAGUUUUGCUAAGCACAGCUCUCCCACUCGUCCGACAGUUGAAGAGAUUUUAUUUUGGUCUGUGAAAUCCUGUGAAACCUCUGCCAAGUAACCCAAUUUCUGAGAAAUCUAGUCUGAUAAUUCUACAUGUUUCAUAUGAUGCAAGAAAAGUGUCAAAUCAGUUACUGUAGGAUGAAUUGUUCUGUGUGCAAGAGGAAGUAAAAAACACUGGCUUUAUGGAGUCAAAUCAGAUGCUAUUUAUUUGUAUUAGAAUAAUUUAUUUCAAUGCAAUCAGUGCAGCUGAUGCGCACUGCAAUAAACCUCUGAUGAUUACAAAGUCAUGCCUGGGAUGUUUUUCUGCACCC
Xiphophorus hellerii (green swordtail) is the source of this 805-nucleotide messenger RNA. RefSeq names its product insulin-like 3 (Leydig cell) (gene insl3). Bases 102 to 473 code for a protein of 123 amino acids. Gene Ontology annotation, cellular component: extracellular region. The transcript has 2 exons. Gene Ontology annotation, biological process: adenylate cyclase-inhibiting G protein-coupled receptor signaling pathway. The record is from RefSeq and is a predicted model, not a curated record. Lineage: Eukaryota; Metazoa; Chordata; Actinopteri; Cyprinodontiformes; Poeciliidae. Gene Ontology annotation, molecular function: hormone activity; G protein-coupled receptor binding.